Humulus lupulus (European hop) is the source of this 3893-nucleotide messenger RNA. Its product is annotated as MDIS1-interacting receptor like kinase 1. NCBI's taxonomy places the organism in Eukaryota, Viridiplantae, Streptophyta, Magnoliopsida, Rosales, Cannabaceae. Gene Ontology annotation, biological process: protein phosphorylation. The record is from RefSeq and is a predicted model, not a curated record. The coding region runs from base 436 to 3462 and encodes 1008 amino acids. The transcript is spliced from 3 exons. Gene Ontology annotation, molecular function: ATP binding; protein binding; protein kinase activity.
UUAGAAGUUACCCUUUACCAACUAAGGGAAGAUUUAGAAAGGGACCUAAAUCAUUUAGCCAUGGAGCUUUGUUCCACUUUCACACACUUGUCUUGGCUCAAAAAGAAAGAUUUGAACUACAAAAUCUAUUACUAAGGCUUUUUGGUUGAGUGCUUUGGAACCAUUAAGACUUUUUCUUCCUUUCAAAUAUUCCUAAAGAAACACUUUUUAUGUUCCUUAUAGCAUUUGUAUAAGGUAGACAUAACAAUAAUACCCUCUACUAAGAUUACAAAGUACUUUAAUCACAACUAGUAAAUUCAAUUUAGAAUACCCUUGUUGAGACUUUAUUUACUAUCUAAGCAAGGAUAGUCAUACAGAAUUCCAAGAGAGUUGGCAAUGGUGGAAAGUAGAGAGAUUAUCUGAGAGAAUUGUAAACACAAGAUUAGAAGACCCAAUAUGCAGCUGAGAACUCAGUUGUUGUUCUUCUACUUCUUUUGCUGCUGCUUCAUUGGUUGCUUUUGUCAUAUUGAUGAUGAAGUAUCUGCUUUGCUUUCAAUCAAAGCUGGUCUUAUUGAUCCAUUGAAUAGCCUCGAAGACUGGAGGAAUGGAGCUCACUGUAACUGGACUGGAGUUUCAUGCAACAAUGAAGGACAUGUCCAGAAUCUUGAUCUCUCCCACAAGAAUCUCAGUGGCAUUGUCUCUGAUGAAAUCCUAAAGCUGAGGAGUUUGACCUCUCUAAACUUAUGCAGUAAUGGGUUCUCUUCUUCAUUGCCAAAAUAUAUAGCUAAUCUCACUACUCUGCAGAGCCUUGAUGUGAGCCAGAAUUUCUUCAUUGGUAGCUUUCCGGUUGGUCUUGGAAGAGCAGCCGGGCUCAUUUAUCUGAAUGCCUCCAGCAAUGAUUUCACAGGACUGAUUCCUGAGGAUCUUGGGAAUGCUACUUUGUUAGAGACUCUGGAUCUCAGAGGCAGCUUUUUUCGAGGAGUCAUUCCUAAAUCCUUCAAGAACUUACGGAAGCUGAAGUUUCUUGGCCUUUCUGGGAAUAACCUUACUGGCCCAAUCCCACCUGAGCUGGGGCAGCUUUCUUCAUUGGAGAGUAUCAUUCUCGGGUAUAAUGAAUUCGAAGGUGGUAUACCAUCUGAGUUUGGAAACCUCACCAGUCUAAGAUAUCUUGAUUUGUCAGUUGGCAAUCUUGGCAAGGAGAUUCCAGCUGAAUUUGGGAGACUUAAGAGUUUGGAGACUGUUUUCUUGUACAAGAACAAAUUUGAAGGUAGAAUUCCACCCGAAAUUGGCAGCAUUAUUCCACUACAGUUGCUAGAUCUCUCUGAUAACAUGCUAUCAGGGAAAAUCCCAGUUGAAAUAACCGAGUUGAAGAACCUGCAGCUUCUGAAUCUGAUGUGCAACCGUUUAUCAGGUUCAGUCCCUAGUGGACUUGGCAGCUUGCCUAAACUGGAGAUUCUUGAGCUGUGGAACAAUUCGCUUUCGGGCCCUUUGCCAAGUGAUCUUGGAAAGAACUCACCAUUGCAGUGGUUGGAUAUAUCUUCCAACUCAUUCUCUGGUGAGAUUCCACCAACCUUGUGUGACAGGGGCAAUCUCACCAAGCUCAUACUUUUCAACAAUGACUUCUCAGGUCCAAUCCCAGUUGGCUUGUCGACAUGUUCAUCGCUUGUCCGCGUCCGAAUGCAGAACAAUCUCAUAUCUGGGACGAUACCUAUUGGAUUUGGCAAGCUUGAGAAGCUUCAAAGGUUAGAAUUGGCUAAUAAUAGUAUCACUGGUCUAAUCCCAAAUGAUAUCUCUUCUUCUACAUCUCUUUCUUUCAUUGACUUCUCCCAAAACCGCCUUCAUUCCACUCUUCCUUCCACCAUUCUUUCCAUUCCUAGUCUGCAAAACUUCCUAGUCUCCAAAAACAACUUAGAAGGAGAAAUCCCAGGUCAGUUCCAGGACUGUCCUUCACUUUCUGUGCUCGACCUUUCCUCAAACCAUGUUUCUGGAAUCAUUCCAUCAAGCAUUGCUUCAUGUGAGAAACUGGUCAAUCUGAAUCUCAGGAACAACCAGUUGAGUGGAGAGAUACCAAAACCAAUGUCAAUGAUGUCCAUGUUGGCCAUUCUAGAUCUAUCUAAUAACUCUCUUUCUGGUGGAAUACCAGAAAACUUUGGAAUCUCUCCAGCCUUGGAGAACCUCAAUGUCUCAUACAACAGAUUGGAGGGUCCUGUUCCUGCUAAUGGAGUACUAAGAACAAUAAACCCGAAUGAUCUUGUGGGCAAUGCUGGUCUCUGCGGUGGUGUUCUCCCUCCAUGUUCUCAGAACUCAACAUUUUUAUCAAGGCGCCAUAGUUGGCACAUUAAGCACGUUAUUGCUGGUUGGAUCAUAGGAAUAUCAUCUGUUUUAGCCAUUGGAAUAGCCCUUUUCGGAGCUCGAACGCUGUACAAAAGGUGGUACUCAAAUGGGAUUUGCUUUGGAGAAAGUUUCCAAAUGGCCAAUGGUGAGUGGCCAUGGAGAUUAAUGGCUUUCCAGAGACUUGGCUUUACAAGUGCAGACAUUCUGGCUUGUGUCAAGGAAUCAAACGUGAUUGGAGUUGGAGCUACUGGGACUGUUUAUAAAGCUGAGAUCUCACGGUCAACCACAGUUGUAGCUGUUAAGAAGCUAUGGAGAUCAGGAGUGGACAUUGAAACGGGAAACAGCAAUGAUUUAGUUGGAGAAGUCAAUCUCUUGGGGAGACUAAGGCACAGAAACAUUGUCCGCUUAUUAGGAUAUCUGCAUAAUGAUACAGAUAUCAUGAUUUUGUACGAGUUCAUGCCUAAUGGAAACCUUGGAGACGCUUUGCAUGACAAACAAGGAGGAAGGUUACUUGUAGAUUGGGUUUCACGUUACAACAUAGCUCUUGGAGUAGCUCAAGGGCUUGCUUAUCUCCACCAUGAUUGUCACCCGCCGGUCAUUCACCGCGAUGUCAAGUGUAACAACAUUCUACUUGAUGCAAAUCUCGAUGCAAGAAUCGCUGAUUUCGGGUUGGCUCGUAUGAUGUUGAGGAAGAAUGAAACAGUUUCCAUGGUGGCUGGAUCCUAUGGCUACAUGGCCCCUGAACUUGGAUACACAUUGAAGAUUGAUGAAAAGGUUGACAUAUACAGUUAUGGAGUGGUUCUGUUGGAGCUUCUCACUGGAAAACGACCGUUAGAUUCAGAGUUUGGCGAAUCAGUCGACAUUGCUGAAUGGACUAGGAGAAAGAUUAGGGACAACAAAUCUUUAGAAGAAGCAUUAGAUCCUAAUGUAGGAAACUGCAAACAUGUUCAGGAAGAGAUGCUUUUAGUCCUUAGGAUAGCUCUUCUUUGCACUGCCAAGCUCCCAAAAGAUAGGCCCUCCAUGAGGGAUGUCAUAACAAUGCUUGGUGAGGCAAAACCUAGAAGGAAGAGCAGUAGCAACAAUGAUGGAUAUGCAGCUAACAAAGACAAGACCAUCUUUAGUUUUUCACCUGUGAAUGGCCUUGUGUAGGAAGGAACAUAAAUUGAGUUUCUUUUUCAUGGUCUUUUUUACUUUGAUUCUUAUUUUGUAUGUAGAAUUGUUAAUUGUCAAAGUGUCACUAGUCCCCACUUUGAUUUGUCUACACAUAUUUACGGGUACAUUAUAUUGGUUUGUAAUGCAUAUAGAGUUACAUUUUUGUUUAAGAAGCAAAAGUUUCCAAAACUGUUUGUACCCCUGUAUUAGAAUAACAAGGAAAUUUCUUUGUAAGUAAAGAUGAGAAAGGCUCAAUAAAAUUCUUCUAGAAUUAUUGUAGCCUGUUUUGGCUGUAUUUACUACUUGUUCUAAUCACUUUGUAUACUUCUUCUUGACUUUUCAACAAAGGUGUUCUGAAACAGUCAUGCUGACAAGCCAAUUAGAAAUUAAGAUUCAACUGUCUCCUCUUUGGACCUAUAAUUACUACA